UUGUGCAGUCCGCUCCGUCUUCUAUCGGUCUCCCGCCAUCGGACACCGUUCCGUCAACAAAUCCAUUACAAUGCCUCCGAAAACACUGAGGCAACCCGUGUUCUUUUGUAUCCAUUGCGGCAACAAGUUCACUCGCAAAGAACAUCUAGAACGCCACAUCGCUUCUCAUACUGGUGCGAGGCCUUGGUCAUGCGUCCAUUGCUUUAUGCCGUUUGGCCGUCAGGAUCUACUCCGGCGACACCUGAAGAUUUACCAUUCGGUCUCAGACGACUUGGACCCAAUUCCACCCCAAACCGGUGCGCACAAGCCGGACGUGGCAUGCCAGCCCUGUCACAAAGCCAAGUGCCAGUGUGAUAAGCAGAAACCGACGUGCGGGGCGUGCAAAAAGAAGGGUAUCACAUGUGUCCCACGUGAGUCCAGGAGAGUAGUCAAGCAGGAGACCCGGGCCCGCCGUUCAGCAGCGCCGCAACAACCUCCUCCGCCCGCCCAAGUCCCUCUACCUGCUCAACCCGCACGAGAUGAGCAAAACCAACAAGAACCAGUCAUGGAGGCUUCUCUUGAAACCAUGAUUGACGGCGAGGCAUACCAGCAAGAGCGACGGGCAUCACAUAUCCAGCAGGGUCUUUACCAAGGAACGGGACCACAGAGCUCGUUCAUACCACAAGUACCUUUGACUAGAAAUUUGGCUCCUGGAGUCGGCUUCCCCAACUUCUACGGUUUUUCCAAUCCUACCAGCUACGGAGGUUUCGACGGUUAUGGUAAUCCGAUCCAGUCGUUUGGUCCGAAGCCCACGCAUCUCGGUUCUCAGAAUGACCCUUCAUUGAAUAUACCUGACUUGAGUCCGGGCUCAUUGAAUAUACCCGACUUGAGUCCGGGCUCAUUGAAUAUACCUGACUUGAGUCCGGGAUCAUCUACCUCUAUCGAAACCGGCUUUGAGACGCUUGACGACAUCCCAGACAUGAACGGGUUUUCAGGUUAUGGCGAGGUCGUAGUGAAUGGCAACAACCACCACUCACUUGCAGGCGAGGGUACAGUACCUUGGAGUUGGGAAACAAAUUCGCUCAACGGUUAUGGGUACAUGUAAGCGCAGGUUUUACCCGCACCAGUUUCGGGUCUUUUUUUUCUUUGUGUGUUGCUUGGUUAUGAAAGUGAUUGUCAGCGGG
Neurospora tetrasperma FGSC 2508 is the source of this 1163-nucleotide messenger RNA. RefSeq lists its product as uncharacterized. Gene Ontology annotation, molecular function: DNA-binding transcription factor activity, RNA polymerase II-specific; zinc ion binding. Lineage: Eukaryota; Fungi; Ascomycota; Sordariomycetes; Sordariales; Sordariaceae. The transcript has 3 exons. The record is from RefSeq and is a predicted model, not a curated record. Gene Ontology annotation, biological process: regulation of DNA-templated transcription. The coding region runs from base 71 to 1084 and encodes 337 amino acids.